CGCAGAUGAACAAACGCAUGGCGUACUCAAAAUCCAAAUAAUAAAAUUAAAGAAAUUGUAAAUAAUAGACUGACAAGCCAUGGUUAAGCUUACAGCGGAAUUGAUUGAACAAUCUGCACAAUAUACGAACCCAGUUCGAGACAGAGAACUUGAUCUCAGAGGUUACAAAAUUCCAGUUAUUGAAAAUUUGGGAGCUACUUUGGAUCAGUUUGAUACAAUAGAUUUAUCAGACAAUGAUAUUAGAAAAUUAGAUGGAUUUCCACUGCUCAAAAGACUUAAAUCAUUGUUGGUGAACAAUAACCGAGUAGCGAGAAUAUCAGACACAUUAGCAGAAAGUAUACAAAAUCUUGAAACAUUAGUCUUAUCAAAUAACAGUAUGCAAGAAUUAGGUGAUCUGGAUUCGCUUGGAUCCAUGAAAUCACUGACCUAUCUAAGUUUAUUACGAAACCCAGUCACAACAAAGAAACAUUACAGAUUAUACAUUGUGUUUAAAAUACCACAACUACGAGUUUUAGAUUUCCAAAGAAUAAAACAAAAGGAAAGAGAAGCAGCAUCUAAAAUGUUUAAGGGAAAGAAGGGACAAGAAAGAGCGCAGGACAUUGGGAAAAGAAGUAAAACAUUUGUUCCUGGGGAAAAAUUGGUGGAAAAGACAGGUCCUUCAAAAGAGGAUGUGGAGUUAAUAAAGAAUGCUAUUGCAAAUGCCAAAACAUUAGAUGAAGUGGAAAGACUUAAUCAGAUGUUGAAGACAGGCCAUAUACCAGGGAAAGAAAUCCGAAGACUCAGGGGUGAAAUUGUCGAAGAAGAAGAAGACAUGGAAGUGACGAAUGGAACGUGAUAUCAAAUGGAAACAAGAAAAGAAUUUAUUUAUUGGUGCAAUCCAGGCCAACUUGUACAUAUUUAUGAACAUUUCCCUCAAAUAAGCUGUUGUUUCAGCUUAUACAUUAUUUUUAAAGGGUUAUUUAGUGCUUUGUACAUAUAGGUCUAAAAUGGGAUCAAUUAUUAAGAUCAUUUUAGAAUCUCAGGCAGCUAUUGAAUAUUGAUCCAAUAUGAAAAACAAGAAGUCCAACUUUCUUCUAGUGAAACAAGAAACCUAUUCAAAAAUUACUUUUCAAUUUAUAGUAAAUGAGUAAAAUAUUCUCUUUUCUAGUUUAAAGGGGCAUUAGCUGUCAAAAUCAAUGUUCACCGAUUUGAAUCAAAUUCUCAUAUUUGAUUUAUAACCAUACUAAAACGUAUAUCCAAAUUACAAUACGUCUGAAAUGAACCGUUAACAGUGCAUGUACUCGAUAAUAUUAAUUAGAAUUUCGUGUGGUGUGUAUUUUAGUCUAGACGCCAUCUAAUUAACUAUCAAGAUGACCUUCGAAGACUGCUGCCGACUGUCACAUAACCCGAUAUAAACAUAAACAUAAAUAUAAAUAGAUAACAACCUCGUGCAAUUGGAUUUUUCUACGUCUGUUUGAUUUCAUGUUAUAGGUUAAAAAAAUAAGUUAUUUAUCGUUUUUACCUGAAUAAGAAUGAUUUUUUGUGAAUCGAAUUAGUCAACGAAAUGGUUCACCUUUGUUUCACUUUCAAUACUGACAUUCUUUUCCGUUUAAUGGCUGAACACGACUAAAACAUGCGUAACCAAUCUCUAGCUAAUGGGUUAAAUUGAAGGUCACAUGAUUCAAUAAGGUCGAAUUUUUCACUUGCAAGUGAAUAAUUCAUCAGCGAUGUUUCUUUGCUUAUUUUGACAAAAUUGAACCAAAUUGGUGGCUAAAAGUGAUUUAUUAUUUCAUAAUUUCACUUUAUUAAUGAUUGAACCGUACUAAAUCAUAUUCUUUUUUUUUUAUAUCUCGUAGCUAAUGCCUCUUUAAAGUUUGUAUAAAUUUGAUAAAGUAGAUUUCCACAAUGAAUUUAUACUGUCUUUCAAAUUUAACUUUAAAUCAUGAAAAUUAUUAAUUGCUAAGGAGUUAGGUUGACUAUUACCUAUAUGUUAAGCAAUGUUAAUGAUUAUAUAUCAGAUAUUAAUUGUUGAUAAGAAUAAAUGAUACAGAUUACACUACACAAUUGGGUUGAAAUUGACAUUUUAAUGUAUUUAAAAGUUACAUAUACAAAAAUUGAAAUUGUAAUAAAGGUUGAGAAGUG
Molecule: messenger RNA, 2121 nt
Organism: Mytilus californianus (California mussel)
Lineage: Eukaryota; Metazoa; Mollusca; Bivalvia; Mytilida; Mytilidae
Product: U2 small nuclear ribonucleoprotein A'-like
Exons: 9
Coding region: 80-835 (251 amino acids)
Biological process (GO): mRNA splicing, via spliceosome
Cellular component (GO): U2 snRNP
Molecular function (GO): U2 snRNA binding; protein binding
Source: RefSeq, a predicted model, not a curated record